Molecule: messenger RNA, 1695 nt
Organism: Anopheles cruzii
Lineage: Eukaryota; Metazoa; Arthropoda; Insecta; Diptera; Culicidae
Product: tigger transposable element-derived protein 4-like
Exons: 5
Coding region: 1-1632 (543 amino acids)
Cellular component (GO): nucleus
Molecular function (GO): DNA binding
Source: RefSeq, a predicted model, not a curated record
AUGUCUUACAUGGUAUCCAACGCGGUUCCCAAGCAAAGUGAUGACGCCUCAGGGCCAGCCGCAUUCGCCAAAUGCUGCAGAAGGUAUCGCCAAAAGAAUCUGGUUCCUCCGGAUGUGACGGCACUGGAUAGUAUCAACAUUCUGGCUGAAGCGUGGAGUACCGAAAUCAAACCAGAAACAAUCAAGGCUUGCUUCAAAAAUGCAGGUUUUUCAAUCACUGAUGAUGAGGAGGAUCCCUUAGCUGUUUAUGAUGUGAAUACGGACGAUUCAGAAACCAAGUUUGAAUCAUCCACUUUGUUCACUGAGUAUUGUGCAGUGGAUAAAUUUGUGACGUAUUCUGACCAUAAGGAAGAUGUAGAUUUCGUAGAUUCGUCGCGAGCAAUUCUGCAAACAUACAAUCUUUCCGAUCGUCGUAAAACAAUCAUUAAAACAGAAGAUCAUAAAGUUGUCCCAUUAAUAGACUGUGCUGCCGCGGAGUCGGAUCAGUUAUUAAACCCAGUGGCAAAAUCAACACGAUCAAAAGGAAACUCUCACAGAAAGCGUAUUGGUAAAUGUUUGAAUAAUAAGUUGGAUCUUGCGUUGGUGCUUUACCUCCGUAGCAACAGGGACAACCGCGUUUGGAUAACACGAAAACAGGUACGACGAAAAGCCUUAGAAUACGCAGAAUAUUUAGGAAUUGACAACUUCAAGGCAAGUAACGGGUGGAGUAAGUGCUUUUUCAAAAGGUGUAAUAUAAACUUUGAUAAACUACCAGAUGAAAAUGCUAGUCAAGAAGAGCACAGCAUAGAGUCCCUAACACACCUUGUGUGGCAAUAUAAUAUAAGCGACGUGUUUAGCGGGGUCGAGACGGGCCUAUUUUAUAAAUGCUUACCCAACGAAAGCAAACAUUUUCAUGGUAGAAGAUGCAAAGAAGGAAAUCUUCCUGAACAACGUUUAACAAUCAUGUGCAUAACUAACAUGAACGGCUCAGAAAAAUUACCGCUUCUCGUGGUCGGAAACGACAAAAAUAUUAAAUGCUUCAAUAACGUCGACUUGCUGCCCGUAAUCUACCGGUGCAAUUCAAAAUCAUGGAUGACCUGGGUUCUAUUCCGAGACUGGAUGCUAAUACUCGAUAGGAAGUUUGCGGCAGAGCGACGGAAUGUACUGCUGUUCGUCGAGGAGAGUACCAUACAUCCCAAAUCACUACAAACGGAACUGAAAGCGAUAAACCUGCAUUUUUUGCCAGCAAAUAAUACUGCGCUACGAUUGCCAAUCAAAUUCGAUGUUAUUCAACUUUUAAAAAAGCAUUAUCGUCAGAAGCUAAUGAAGCAUGUGGAACAACGAGAUGGACGCGAAACGCUUUCUUCAGAGCCUACUGUGUUGGAUGGUAUCACUGUUCUUCGACACGUUUGGAACAAUCUUACAUCUAAAACAAUACAAAAUAGCUUCAAAGUAGCCGGCUUUCCCAUCAAUGACGAGGAUCCCUUAGCCGGUUUAUCCGAUUUCAACGAAACUGAUAAUAGCGGCUCAGAAAACGAUUCCAGCUCGAUUAAGUUUUCAAAAGAAGUGAGCGAAGUGGACUAUAAUCUGCGGACUCACGGACCUAUAAGUGAGUCAGAUAUUUUAGAAGGUGUUCUACAAGACCCAGAUUAGGAGCCAAAAGAGAAUUACCGAAAAUUAAUUCAUGCAAUGAAGAUAAAACAAUUCAAUGAAAUC